Suhomyces tanzawaensis NRRL Y-17324 is the source of this 1893-nucleotide messenger RNA. Its product is annotated as kinetochore-associated Ndc80 complex subunit. Gene Ontology annotation, biological process: attachment of mitotic spindle microtubules to kinetochore. The record is from RefSeq and is a predicted model, not a curated record. Bases 1 to 1893 code for a protein of 630 amino acids. The transcript is spliced from 2 exons. Lineage: Eukaryota; Fungi; Ascomycota; Pichiomycetes; Serinales; Debaryomycetaceae. Gene Ontology annotation, cellular component: Ndc80 complex.
AUGAAUUCGAAUGUGGCUGCUCCGUCCUCCCUUUUGAGGAAAAACACCGGCAAAAAUCUCUCCAUGGGUUCCGCUACUAGGACCUCGUUGCUCGGAUCAAGAAACAUCUUGGAUGCCAUCUCCGGAACAAACAGUGCCAAACGCAGGUCCUUACUCUCCACCCCGGCUUCCACCAACAAGCGCAGACAGAGCUUAUCUGGCCAGGCUCUCCAUCCGCCGUCCUCAUCCAGCUCGCAACAAACGCCCCAGACCUCCACACCAAUCGACCAGCGCCCCCUCCGUGACAAGAACUACCAGCAGCUCAUCCAGCAAGAAAUUUAUGACUUUUUGGUGACCAACCGUUUCGAACUCGAAAUGAACCAUACCAUCACCCUCAAAACCCUCAAGCAACCCACCCAGAAAGACUUCAUUUUGAUCUUCAAGUUCUUGUACAAUAAAAUAGACCCGUACUACGAGUUUCAUAAGUCGAUCGAGGUUGAAGUAUUCUCCCUCCUCAAAAUAUUGAACUAUCCGUACUUGGACAGCAUAAACCGGUCCCAAAUCAGUGCGGUUGGAGGACAGAAUUGGCCAUCUUUCCUAGGAAUACUUUACUGGAUGAUUAAAUUAAAUCUUUCCAUACUGAACUUGAACAUCGAUGAUUCACUAAUCAGCCCGGACGAUGAGUUCGACAAGAUUUUCAUCAAGUAUAUACGCGAUUCCUACCAGGCAUUCAUAAAUGAACAAGAUGAUUACAGUGAGUUUUACGAAGAAAUGAAGAUUGAGUUUGAAAAAUUGAAUUCCAAUUUAUUGCAAGAUAUCAAGAAUUUGGAGACUGAUAAUGACAGAUUAAGAUUACAACACAGCGAAUUGAACGGCCAGCUAAUUGAACUACAGCAAGCAGAGAAGAAGUCAGUGGCAUUAGAAGAUGAUUUAAUCAAGUUCAAGGCUUAUAUUGAAACAAUGGAAAACCGCAAAUCGAAAUGGUCAGAAAUCAUUGACAAAAUAAAGGAGGAAAUAACAAAUCGAGAUGAAGAAUUACAAGGCAUAAAUCAAUCACAAAAAGAAUUGGAAAAUCAAAUCUUACAAAAGGGAAUAACAAUCUCGGAAAUAAACAAUUUAAACAUUGAAAGAGACAAAUUAUCCAAAGCAAUAGAUUUGAUCAGUUCUAGGCUUGAAGAUGCACAAUCAAAAUUGAAUGACAAGGAUAUUGAACUCAUUAAGAACUAUCAGAGUUUAGAGAACUUUAUCAAGCAAUAUAACAAUUUGAUACUGAAAACGAAGUCACCCAACUAUGAUUUUGAGAUCAAACUUCUGCAAACUGCUAUUAAUUCAAUCAGUCAAGAGGCAUCCGACAACGACAAAUAUGUUUCAUUGAAGCCUAACGAUAUCAUAAAUAAAGUUUUGAAGGAUGAAAAGAUCGAACUAUUGAAAUUCAGAUCGGAAAUCAAUUCGAAAAUUCAUCAAUAUCAGGAUGAGCAGAUCAAAAUCCAAGAGCAGUGUGAUUUAGUCAUCGAGAAGAACCUGGAACAGUCUGAAUAUUUGGAGGGACUCGGUAGCAAGCUCACUGCUAGUAAGAUGAAUUACGAUGAGAUUUAUGAAACCAUGAUCAAUGAUUCCACAACAUAUUCUACACAAAUCGAGAAGUUGGAAAGAGAAUUGAGAUCAAUCAAGAUUAACACUAACCAGGGGUUCAUUGAAUUGGAAAACCAAUACCAGAACACUUUGAUUGAGCAUGAUGAACUUACACAUUCAUUAGCCAAGUCUCGUAAAGCGCUUUUCGACAAGUGUUGCAAGAUGGCAGAGUUCAUCAUGAAUUUCAAAUUGAGCAUUCAAACAAACUUAUUGGACCUAGAUGACUUGGCUAUGAUCGAAUACGAAAAGGAGCAGAAGGAAGGUGAGCAAAAUCUCCAGUGA